AUGUUUAAAGAAAGAGCAUCGAGGAGAUUUUAUAGAGUGGAUAGUUCCCAUGAUUUUGGCAGUAUUAUGGAUCAUGGUCAAACUGCUAGUUUUCAAAAUAGAUGGACUUUUGAAGCUGCCUGGGAAGUGUGCAAUAAAGUUGGAGGAAUAUAUACAGUUAUCAGAUCGAAAGCUUUCGUAUCAACUGAAGAAAUGGGUGAUCAGUAUGUUUUACUCGGCCCAUACAAAGAAAGAAGUGCUAGAACUGAAGUAGAAGAAACUGAAUUUCCAAUGAAUCAACCUUUAAAUCAGGCAGUUAAUAAUUUAAGAGAAAUGGGUUAUAAGAUUGUUACCGGUACAUGGCUUGUCGAUGGAAACCCUCAAGUUAUUCUGUUUGAUAUUGGAUCUGGAGCUUGGAAAUUGGAUGAGUUUAAACAAGAACUGUGGGAAAAAUCAAAUUUAGGUAUACCUCAUCCAGAUAUCGAAGCUAAUGAUGCUGUUAUUUUUGGGUUCAUGGUUUGUGAGUUCCUUACAGAGUUUCAAAAAUUAGCUGAAAAACAUCAUGAUCAACCACCGCGUAUAGUCGCUCAUUUUCACGAAUGGCAAGCUGGAAUAGGACUUAUCGCUUUGAGAAUUAGACAGGUCGAAUUGGCGACAGUUUUUACAACGCAUGCAACACUUUUAGGUCGUUAUUUGUGCGCUGGUAAUACGGAUUUUUACAAUAAUUUGGAUAAGUUUAAUGUCGAUGAAGAAGCAGGACGGAGGCAAAUUUAUCAUAGGUAUUGCGUCGAAAGAGCAGCAACUCAUUUAGCAAAUAUAUUUACGACAGUUUCCGAAAUAACAGGUUUGGAAGCUGAACAUUUACUCAAGAGAAAACCAGACAUAAUCACUCCGAACGGUUUAAAUAUAAAAAAAUUUUCCGCAUUGCACGAAUUUCAAAAUCUUCACGCCAUCGCAAAGGAAAAAAUUCACGAAUUCGUACGCGGUCAUUUUUACGGUCACUACAAUUUCGAUCUCGAUAAAACUUUGUAUUUUUUCAUCGCGGGAAGGUACGAAUUUGGUAACAAAGGUGCUGAUAUUUUUAUAGAAUCUCUAGCUAGAUUAAAUCAUUAUUUGAAGAGCAACCAUUCGGAUACGACGAUAGUAGCUUUUCUUAUAUUUCCUGCGCCAACUCAAAAUUUCAACGUCGAAAGUCUUCGAGGUCACGCGGUAACUAAAAGUUUAAGAGACACGUUGCAAUUAAUUCAAAAUAAAAUUGGAAAGAGAAUGUACGAAAUAUGUUUAAGAGGUCGAAUGCCUGACGCCAACGAACUUUUAUUAAAAGAAGAUCAAGUGAAAAUAAAAUCUUGUAUUUAUGCCUUACAAAGAGAUGGUCUUCCUCCCGUGACGACACACAACGUCAUCGAUGAUUACAAGGAUCCCGUUUUGAAUGCGUUGAGAAGAUGUCGUUUGUUUAACACAAUACACGAUCGCGUUAAAGUUGUUUUUCAUCCAGAAUUUUUGUCGUCGACAAAUCCAUUGUUUGGGUUGGACUAUGAAGAAUUUGUGCGUGGAUGUCAUCUUGGAGUGUUUCCGAGUUAUUACGAACCCUGGGGCUACACGCCUGCCGAAUGUACUGUUAUGGGAAUACCGAGUAUAACAACUAACUUAUCCGGAUUUGGUUGUUUUAUGCAAGAGCAGAUUGAAGAUCCCAUGAGUUAUGGUAUUUACAUCGUUGACAGACGUCACAUAUCACUGGAAAGUUCCGUUCAACAGUUGGCACAAUUUAUGUAUGAUUUUUCAAGAUUAAACAGGAGGCAAAGAAUAAUCCAGAGAAACAGAACCGAACGAUUGAGCGAUUUGUUAGACUGGAGAAAUUUAGGAAUUUAUUAUCGACAAGCUAGAGUUCGAGCAUUGCAAGCUGUUUUUACAGACAUUACUUUCGAAGAAGAGGAAAGUAAAGGAAAGAGAUUUAAUUAUCCAAGACCCAUAUCGGAACCGCCAAGUCCAUCUAGUAGCAGGCACAGUUCCGUACACGGUUCGGAUAACGAAGAAGAUGAAGAAGAUGAAGUCGAUGACGAAAAGGAGUUACAAGAACUUGGAGUAAACGCAAAAGAAACUCAAGAAAUGAAAAUGAGCCAAAAGACUGUAUCAUGA
This is a messenger RNA of Pediculus humanus corporis (human body louse), 2115 nucleotides long. RefSeq names its product glycogen synthase, putative. The transcript has 12 exons. Lineage: Eukaryota; Metazoa; Arthropoda; Insecta; Psocodea; Pediculidae. Gene Ontology annotation, biological process: glycogen biosynthetic process. The coding region runs from base 1 to 2115 and encodes 704 amino acids. The record is from RefSeq and is a predicted model, not a curated record. Gene Ontology annotation, molecular function: alpha-1,4-glucan glucosyltransferase (UDP-glucose donor) activity. Gene Ontology annotation, cellular component: cytoplasm.